Molecule: messenger RNA, 17221 nt
Organism: Gallus gallus (chicken)
Lineage: Eukaryota; Metazoa; Chordata; Aves; Galliformes; Phasianidae
Gene: MLXIP
Product: MLX interacting protein
Exons: 19
Coding region: 9790-12072 (760 amino acids)
Biological process (GO): regulation of transcription by RNA polymerase II
Cellular component (GO): nucleus
Molecular function (GO): RNA polymerase II cis-regulatory region sequence-specific DNA binding; protein dimerization activity; DNA-binding transcription factor activity, RNA polymerase II-specific
Source: RefSeq, a predicted model, not a curated record
GGAAGGCAGGGCUGAUGGUACAGCAGCUGCUUAUCUGUCUGUGUAUCCCUGAGCCUUAAACAAAGGGGGUACCCACAGCUGCUGCAAGGUAGGAAGAGGUGGGGAGGUCUAACAGAGCUGUGUAGCUCCACUGAGCUGAUGGAAGGCAUUUCUGCAAUGCCAGAAAGGUGUUCUAAAUUUGCAGAGAAACUGAAAGGCUUGAAAGAGAGUCAGCUCUGUUAGAUGUUUUGUGUGAGUGGAAUUUUUCCCCUAAUCACGAUACCGGGUGAUCUCUUGCAAAGAAAGGGGAGCGAGAGGACAAGGUGUGAGGCAGGAGGCUGACUGAGAUUUGUAGUAAAAUUACAAGGAUCUUUGAGGAAUGCAUUGGGUGAACGAGAAGGGCCAAGUUAAAGGCACACAGUGGGGUCGAUAGUGGUGAUAGAGGUCAUGGAGAUGAAAACAGGAAGGGGAUAUGACGAUGCAAUCAAGUUUGAUAAAAUGGGAGCAGGGGGAGUGGGAGUGCUGCUCCGGCUGCUCUGGUGCUGCCUUGCUUCCUUUUGCUGUAAGAACGAAAGGUUUGUCUCUCUAAAACAAAGCAACAAAGCAACAAAGCUGGUCAGCUUAGAAGCUUGGACCGGUUAGGAUCUGAUCUGUUAUUUCAUUUUUAAUUAACAGACCGUAGGCUAUACGCUUGCUACUUCCUUUCCUUUGUAUGCAGAAAUUAAUUGCAUUUACAGUUUUCCUCAUCUGUCCUUUGAUAUUGUAACGUCACAGACAAGGACAGUCUUUUUAAAGACAAAACUUCUAAGCUACUUCUGAGGAAAAAGGCGAGCUUUCUGAACUCUUUGAUGGCUAUUGAAAUAUUUUACAGCUGUCCUACAAACUUUCCUUUCACUCUGGGAAGGAAACCUUUAAAAUAUGUAUAAAACAAUUCUAUAGGUGCUUAGAAAAAGUACUUGUUUCAGUGACCUCCAAAGAAAAUAGAGUUGGUUCUUUGUGUUCCGGAUAGUGAUGGAAAAUUCUGAAUCUGAUUGUUUUUAGUGCAAGCUGAAGUUACACUAUUGUCACAGUUUCUGAAGCAGGAAGGCUGGGAAAACAGGGUUAGGCAAAGCUAGGCUUUCCUGAAAUCACUUCUGCUAGUUCUACUGCUAGAGCAGAAAUUCUGAAUGUGGGCUUCUCAAAAUAUGUUUGUUUGCUCAGAAGGGAGCUGGAGGGUUGUUUCUGGUUAUUUGUUUUGAAUGUGAAACAUGCUGUCUUUAUGCCGCUUGCAGUGUAAUUAAUGUAGGCAUCUCUUUGUAAAUCAGGCAGCAAUGGCCAUCGGAAAUGUUCUAGCAUGCAUUUGCUGCAGCUUAUUUACUUUGUGACACGAACACAAAGCCUUUCUCUGGCCCUUAGUUUCUGGCUUGUUGAUCUUAGAUAAAUCAGCUAACUGCUUACUUUUCCCUUUCUCUUUCAUGGAAGUGGAAAAAACACUGCAGAAAGCCAGGUGUGUACUGCAGCCUUUUUGAGAAGGGGAAAUGGAGGCAUGAAGAUCAGCAGUGAUCUAUCAUGGGAACCUAAAAGGAAUCCAUGUCAAAGGUGACAGUUCAGCUACAAACCUAAGUAAUAAAGGCAAGGAGACGAACAGAAGAUUUAGGAGGAAACAAGGCAAAAGCCCUGCAGCUUACUGAUACCUGUUAGAAAAGGCACUGCCUUGUAGCUGAUGGGGAGCUACAGAUGCAAAUUACAGGGUAAUAAAACCAGGCUGGUAUUUUAACAGUAAUCUUAAUGCAUCUGGAAGGCAGCGUGCUGCUUACUGCCUUUGGCACUCGCUGGGCUGCGGGUGAGGAGCACCUGCUCGUGGGAAACGGGGGCUGUGAGCAGCAUCGUGCUCCCAGGGAAAGGGCUGUGGUGUGCCAUUGCCAAGGAAGCUUGGAUAGCUGGGGUCAUCAGCUUUGGAUUCUCAGGUCUGUUUCUGACCAUGGCCUUCUGGAGAAUCUGCUUUUUUUUUUUUUUUUUUUUCCUAGAAAAAUCCUGUUAUGCAUAGAGAAGUUUGGCCUUUUCCCCUGUGGAGAACUGUUUUGUUGUACUUGGAAGUCUAAAUGGCAUCCGCCUCCUUAAGCUGUCAAACACUUUACUGCCAUGUGAGGCGUGACCCCUUUCUCUAAGAGAAAUUUGCACAAAAGGUGAACGUGGCGCUCCAGAUGGCUGCAGGGCCAUGCUGUCAGCCAACUGGUUGCAUUCUGCGGGCUCCUUGUCUGCUCCCCUCCCUUGGCUUGAUGCACCGCAGCUGCUGGGCUCGCUUUCAUUGUGCUAAGCGGGUGUUGGACUGAGCAGAUGGUUUGGCUGCUCAACUCACACAGGGAUAGUUUAUCUGCCUGUCAUUCUCAUGCAUGUGAUGAUUUCUUACAGGUCUCUUGCAGGCUUAAAGCCUCUGAGGAAGAAGUGGGAAAGGAGUGUGUGAAAUGGGGCUCUGGCUGUUCUGUUGCAUUGAGAAGGCUUGGCUGCAGGGCAAUUGUGAUUCCAUCUCUCUUGAGUAGGUUUAUGUUUGACCUUUAAGGUGUUCAAAUCCAGAGUGCUAUUUGGGAGCAAACUUAGCAACAGUUAGUUACUUCUAUGAAACACUGUUCGGGCUGUUGGCUGUGCUUUCCUAUGUAUAAUAGAAAAUGGGACUGGACACGGACAGGGCCUUGGGAAGCUGUCCAGACCCACGUCGCAGCUAAAUGGUUCCCUUGGCCAGUUAUCCUGACAGGCGACCUGAGAAGUUAGCCAAAACUUCCCUGCUUAAUGCCCUUUGCAGGAGGCAGAGCAGGGGAGUGCUGCAGCUCCCAGCCCCUGCCCACUGUACACUGAAGGUACAAAGCCCAGGGUGAGAUGAGCAACUCCGGCAGCUGCUUCAUCCUCUCUGGGCUGUAAAGCAAAAGGUGAGAGACCAGACAGGGAGCACCUGCAGAUCACCACUUGGAUUUCAUAGAGCAAGGUGUUCGGAUCUGGUUUUGUUUAAUUAGCGAUAUGUUGGUGUGUUUAGGCCAGACCUCUGCUGACCCACAGAUAACCCUUUUGACAUGAUGUGUUUUGUGACAUAGCAUGAUGCUAUUAGAAAAAGGACUCAGCUGUUUAAGUAGCUAAGCUUUCUACUUAACGAGUAGAAUGCUUUUCCUGAAAUGUGUAAAAAGAUUGUAAUGCCUUGUCAAAUUUUAAUGGCUUGUUAAAGUUUUGUCAGACAGCUUUUUGAUCAUCUUCACAGAACAACGUUAUCUACAGCACUGAUGCACAGCUACAGGCUUUCUCAUCUCUCUGCUUCUAGUUCAGCUGCAUGGAAGCAGUGGUUACAGUCUUCUAUGCUAUAUUUUAAUGUGUUUUAUUACCUGUAUUUUUUCUGUAUUUGGGAAUGUCUUGCUAUGCACAGAGAGAAGUUUUUUUUAGUGUCAUGGGAGAUUUCUAGAGGAUAUCUUUAUUGUUCAUUUAUACCACACCAGAGCAAGCAGAGGAUAUCUUUACAGUUAAACUACAUAAGUUUUGUUUGUGUUUCUCUCUUUAGUUGCAGAUAAACAGUAUUUCCCUGUGCCUUCCCUCAGUGAUGUGGGAAAUGAAGCAUAGGAUUUUGGGGUAACAGUUCAGAGCAGAAACGGAAGGAAGGAAGCUUGAGAGACCUACCCACUUUGUUUCAAAGGGAGCUAUCCUUGUACAAGUACAGGAAUCUGAUGCUUGUUAUGAUUUUGUUUCUGCAUGAGCACAAAAAGGCUUCUUCCUAUCUCAGCUGAAAAAUAAAAGGGUGGUCUUGUCUUUGCUGGUGUUCAGUGGAGUCUGCUUGUUCUAGGAGUGGCUUGUGAGUAAGAAUGAGUUGCAGAGCUGAGCCUUGUGGGUGACCAAGGGGGUAAGGAGAAGAUCCAAGUGGCCCUGGUGUUGUGUAAUAGGUUUGCCCUUCUUGAAAAAGAGGAUUGCCAUCAUUAGUGUUGGAAGUGAAACAGCAGCUGUGUUGUUAAUGUUUCGGUCUUGCAAAUCUAGGGGGAAGGUGGCAGCUUGCAAGUCUCAGCGUUGUGUUUGUGAGGUCUUCUGCUGUGCUUACUUCCUGUGGUAUCCUUCUAAAAGAGUCCUGUUUCAGAGGUGAUCUGUGUUGAGAGCUCCCGUGAGCUGUCGUUGAACAGCUGUGGUGAACACAGGCGCUUGGUCCCAAGGCUGUGACCUGGCAGGACUGAGUGGGUGAGCCAUGCUGGGCUACUCGUCAGUCCUGCAGAGUUUGCAGUGCAUCUUGUACUUAGACCAGAUCUGCAGGAACACACACAAACAGGAUAAGGGCUUUUCUUUUCACUGAUUCUUCCAGCACUGAAGUCUGUUAGUCCUUGUGUACCAGCAGGGGAUUUUUUUUUUUUUUCUCUUAUAGCAAUAUUUCUGUGUAACAAGAUUCAAGCAAACGCUGCAGAGAUCUGGAGGAUGCUCUUGCUGCCAGAAUCUGUCACAUUCAUUGUUUUCAGAACUCUCCAGCAUGGGAUGUUUACUCAAAGUCCUGGCCUCCUUUUCCCUCUGCCACUUUGUUUACUCUCUUUUCCCUCAAGGUCUCACAGUAAUGGGUGCUCUGCUGUGGCAGUUCAAGGACACAGCAGCUGAAGUGCAUGGCUGUGAGACUCGCAGUGGGGCUGCAGCGAAUGCAGCCACUCCUCAAUCUGGCAGCCACAAGUUUCCCAUGUGAGCCAGCUUUCAAAAACACUGUUCUUGUCUGCAUUGCCCUGUCCCUGUCAGGGGCUUUAUCACCUUGGCAAAGUUCUCACCCCAUAAAAUGCUAGUGCAGGACAAGAGAUCAGCAAAGUAAGACUGGUGGUACAGAGUCCAGGCCUGUGUGAUGUACUUUUGUGUCUCUAGAGCAGCUGGAAUGAAGUGACAAUGGGGUUUCACAAUAGACCUAAAAAUAACUUGGGUCCGCUGCAUUUGGUUUCCAUCUAGCAACUGUACAUUCAUGUGAAUAUGCUUGCAGCCAGCACAGGCUAUUCGGUGAAACGUGUUCUGUCUGUACCUUGAACACAGAAUUUAGGCUGCUGAUAAUUUUUUCAUUAUUCAUCGUCACAAACGAAAUCAUUUCCAAAGGGGCAGAGACUAAUAGAACUUGAGUUGUGGAAGAGCUUCUCAGUUCCUUGUGAUCCUUCUUUGAAGUCCUUGACUGCUCUUUAUUAUCUUCUCAUUAUGCAGGCCUUUGCUUUUGGUGCUCUGGUAUGACACUUGCUGUAGCCUGUAUUAGUUAUUGAGAGCUAUGUUGGAGAUGGGAAAUCCCUGGGCUUUGGCCCUGGCAGCUGUUAGUGAAGAAGUGCUGAAUGGGAAGAGGCCAGUGGAAGGUCCUGUUGUGUUUCUGAUGUACCAAACAAUGGCCGCGGCUGUCAUCUGCUGCCACGUUUUCCAGAGCAAAGAAUGAUAUAAUGAAUUUUCUAGGAUGUUUGGUUUCUGCUCAUUCAGAUGAAUAUCUGAGUGUGAGCAGGCUUAUCCAUGGCAAGUCAAAGUCUGCUGGUGGUAGUGAUAGUGGGAGCUGUCUGUGCCAGGAGAGUUUGUUGUGUUUGUGCAAAAGGUAACACAACAAGGUCUGAGUUCAGUUAAGCUGAACUGGGGGUUCAGGAAUGGGCUGUGAAAUCUGCUUGUGUUUUAGCAGUACAUACAAACCUGAAUGUUACAGAUCACUCUCUUCAUGUUAGCUCAUUGCCUAGAGUGUUCAACAAAGGUAUAAAUGUUUCCUUGUAUACUUUUGAACUCCUGCAUACUAAUGUCUGCACGGAUACUUCAGCUUAGUCCAGCUUUCUGUUUGCUUAGUAAACAUCUGUCCCUGCCGGGAUGGAGGGUAAGAGUACUGGAACAGAAAAUCAGGUGGUGGUGUGGCAAAUGUGGGAAGGCAGUGAAAGGGAAUGGUUUGCUUUCUUUUGCUCUUCUGUAACACAGCUUUUGAGAAAGAAAAUCAAGGGUUGUAGUGGGGGACAGAUCAGCGGCCUGGGAACGCACACAAAAAUGACUUUUUUGGGUUUGAGGAUAUGGCACUUUUAGGAAGGAAGAAGUAAAUCAAAGGAUUUUGGUAUUAUUGUGAAAUACUUUGAUCUGCUACAGAGCCAGAGAAGUACUUUGCAUGUUGUCAUUAUUUAUUACAGCCUUAGUUCAAAUGAAGCUAGUGAUGGGAUGGGAGAAAAAACUUGACCAAAGACAAAAAUAUCCCUAAGGAGGAAACUGUACUUAUUUUAGGUGCUUAGCAAUCAUGUUUGACACCUAAAAACCUAUGAAAAUAGAAAGCAGACGUGAAAUAGUUGAGAGCCUGCAGCAAUCUAUCAAACUCUGGGACACCUGAAUCUGUUGCAGCAGUCACUGCAGUGCUUCUUGUCUAUUAAGAAUACCGUUAUCCCUUCCUUUUGCAGGCAAAGAGCUGCCAAAUCAAUACACACUCAACUCACCCAGGUAUGAAUAAAAAAAGUCUAUAGACGUAAUGAAAGGAGAAGUACCGUAGUUCUUCCGAUGUGCUUUUGGAGAGUAGGUAAAUAUCAUUUCCCUUUGCAGCUGAGAAGUGUUUACAAAAGACUGACUUCUCAGAAAUGUGCAUUGAGUCAAGGUGUGUAGAGCACUCAGUUAACCCAUUGCAUGAAUUAGAGCUGAUUUAAGCUCUUGGUUUCCUGACUCACCUGGUCAUUCACAGAGCCACGUUCUGCUUUGGUUUCUCACAGGGCUGCCUGAGAUGUGCAGGGCCAGCAGGGAUGUAGCAGUACGGCUUUGCUGCCUUUACCGGUCUCCCUCAGCAGAAAAUAGGUGGAGGGUAGGAGCCUGUUGGGCACUGGAGGGAACAUCACACAGACGUGCUUGUCCUGUUCUCACUGUUCCCAAAACACCUACUUGUGGCUGCUGUUGGAGUGCUGGGACCUUUGGCCUGACCCAUAUGGCUGUUCAUACAGCUCUUACGGUAAGGCAGGAGAGGUCUGUUGCCAAGUACUGCAGUCAGCUAGACGCUGUUUUAGUAUCAGCCGUGGAAAGAAUUCCAGGCAGCACUUUCACUGUUUGCUCACCUUUUAUCUUUGUUAAUAAGAGGUUUGUCUUUUGCCUUACAGAAACUGCAGCUUUCAAGCACACCCAUUUUGUUGUAGCUUUUGCUUUCUGCGGAAACAUUGUGGGUUUUUCUUUUCCAGGGCAGCACAGGACAGUACAUGUCAGUGGCAUUUGGCCUCUGGAAACUUCAGAUAAGUUCAGUACUUGUUGCUGUGUGGCUGCUCUUGGUGAUAGCAGCCUACUGCAUGGCUGCCUUUCCUGAGAGGCUGCCUGAAGGUUUUGGCUAUUCCUCUGCUUUGUGAAGGCACAGCCUGUAUGUUUGUGUCUUGAAUGCCUCUGUGAUCUGAGUCAUUCCUUCUGUGAAGGAGGGGAAGGAAGUAAUCAAACUGCAUCGGAACAAGAGGCAUUCCUGUGUUCUGUUCUGUCUUGCAGUGUGAAAUAGUUAACCUUUCUAAGGAACCACGUGAUUAGAUUUCACUUGCUUUAUCAAAUCAGCAAAUAUUAUCAAAAGCACAGCUCAACUUUGAGGCUCUGUGAGUAGAUGUGUGAAAAUCUGCAAUAGAAGCCAAUUAAUUACUGCUUCCAGUAAAGUUUUGCUCAGUGAAAGCUCUGUUUAGGAGCUCAGCAUGCAUCCCAUCUGUUUUCAGUAUCCAGUCAUACAAGUAGAACACUCGGAUCUCCAGUAGAAAUCUUUGCAGAGCUUAAGGAGCCUAAAUUUUUAUUAGCAGUUUUUAUGGGCCGCAUUAUUAGGUUUGGGAUCUGACCUCUGCAUGUGGUGGUUGUAGCCUGUGUGCGUUUUGGAAAUGGGGAGACAGCUCCUAGGAAGGUUAGAGAGACUGCUUUCCCUACAGCAAUAAAUGUGUGACAAGUUAUUUACCUUUUAUUUGAGCACUCCAAGGGACUCUACAAAGCGAAGGCUGAGGCUGUUAUAUUGUGAUUUUUUGCAAGUGGAAAAAACAUGAUUUGAAGAAGAGUCACAGGGAAGGGUCAUUUGGUGAGGGAGGACUUUUGUAGUAGAGGUUGUUUGUAGUGAGGUUCAGGAAAGUGCUGAUACUGUAAUUGUUUUGCUUGGGAAGUCACCGCUUGCUUUGGGACAUAAACCAUGUGGGUCUCUUUGAAAAUGUGUCCUUGGCAAGGGGAUCAUUUGUCCAGCUGUGUCUUAACCAGUGAGGGGGUGAACGAUGGGUGAAUGUCUGGACCGUUGUGCUGAGGGAUAUUUGGUCCCGGUGGUUCCUGUGAGCAAAGGGAUGACUUUAUAAGAAAUGCAGCUUGGAGGGCUGCCUGCAUGUAGUCUGGAGAGGCAGGAAGUACAGAAAAGCUUUAAACUGCUCCUUUCAAACUUCCUGUUCCUGAUGAGUAUAUACCACUAAGGAGAGAGAAAUCUGAAUGGCUGGAUGAGCUCUGAGGUCCCAGGAUCCUGUGCAGUCCCACUGACCGGGGCUGAGUGUGGGAGGUCAGGGGCAGAGGGAAUCCUGCUUGUCUGCUGCUACUGGCGGUUGUUCCUGUGUGAUUUGUGUUUGUGCACGCUGACUUGGUUUGCUGUGCCCCCAGGACACUACUGCCCCCAAAUACAAUGUGCUCAGCAAGAGUUCUCAGCUUUUCUCACUUUUCCAAAAGCUUGGAAACAUAAUUGUAUCAUAAUCACUAUGACCUGCCUAUUCAUCCCAGUGUCUGACUUAUUUCUUGAAUGACACCAACGUUCAGUUUUCAGUGCCUCUGAAUUUGUCUUUCUGCUUCCCUUAAAGGAGACACUGGAGGUGGGGGAGGAUUUUGAGUUUGCUUUUUGAGCAGUCAUAGUGCUCCAUUUUCUCAGUGCUCCUUCCACUCAGUGCACUGAGCAUCCUGAAAGCUUCUUGGCUUUCCCCUGCUUCUCAGCCUUCCAGUUUUCAGCAGUUUAUUGCUGAACAAAUUGCAUUUUUUUCUUUUUUUUUUUUUUUUAUAGGCUUUGAAAGUGUUUCACAUUCUCUUGGCCAGGUCUGAUCUUAACAGCCCUGUGUGGGAACCAGGGCUCUAGGACUCUCCCUCAGCCUGUCCAAUCCUAAAUUGGCAAUGAGUGCCAUGUGGGAAAAGUGACACGGAUUCUGUGUCAUCGGCAUUAGCACGCUUCUGCCUCGUGUCCCACUUACUUCAGCCUCGGCUCACUUACACAGCCUGUCAAGGAGCUGGGGAAGUUUCCACAGCCUGCUGUCUGCUGCCUGGAGUUCUGUAGUGAAGUGAAACCAUACUGGGUGAACAUCUGAAAAGUGAGAACAUUUUUAGAAAUAUCCCUUCGUUUCCUUUUAUUUUUUUUAAACUGGAAAACAGAAACUAUCCAAAUAUUUGAGUCUCUAAAUAGACACUGGCUGAAGGACGCUGCAGCCUCCAGGUCUCCUGCAGAUUUGUGCUGGCCUUUAUUCCCCUUCAGCCCAUGCUGUCUCAGCGUUUCUCCAGUGCUCCUUCUCAGCUGUCCACAAGCCUUCCACUUCCUGUAGCAGCUCUUGCCCAUGUUAUGUUUGGAUAAAACUGCAGUGCAAACCCCUUUUGCUCGACUGACCUAAUGGUGUGUAAAAAGCUGUCAGCAUUGAUAUGGCGAUGCAUGCAAAAUGUGGAUCUCUGAGUGCUGUUCCUGCUGAGGAGGCUUCAGCGUGGACGUGGAGCGGAGCCCACCAGGCAGUGCUCGAGACCCAGCAGUGCUGAGCCGUGCUUUCCUCCACCAGUGGGAGGUGCAUCCCUGGGUGCAAGUGGCCCAGUGGGAAGCUAGUGUCUCCAAAAUGGAAAAAUUUUAAAGGCUUGAAACUUCAGUGGAGAGAUAAAAUCCGUCUCAAUAACGCCAUCUGGAGGGCAUGGUACAUGCAGUACCUCGAGAAGCGGAAGAAUCCAGUGUGCCAUUUUGUGACUCCCCUGGAUGGCUCUGUUGAUGUAGAUGAACAUCGUCGGCCAGAGGCCAUUGCAACAGAAGGAAAGUACUGGAAACGAAGGAUUGAAAUAGUCAUCAGGGAAUACCACAAGUGGAGAACAUACUUCAAGAAAAGGUUACAGAAACAUAAGGAUGAAGAUCUGUCAAGUUUGGUCAGGGAUGAUGAUGUGGUUCUCUGGCAAAAAAGAAGAUAUGGCAGAGAAACCCCUGUCCCUAUGGAGGAGGGCAGCCUCUUGGAUGCAGAUAUGCUUAUGUCUGAGUUCACCGACACCCUGUUCUCCACACUGUCUUCUCAUCAGUUGGUUUCCUGGCCAAAUCCCAGAGAGAUAGCGCACUUAGGAAAUGCUGACAUGAUUCAACCAGGGCUUAUUCCUCUCCAGCCAAAUUUUGAUUUCAUGGACACUUUCGAGCCUUUUCAGGAUUUAUUCACACCUAGUCGUUCCAGUGCUUAUUUCCCUUCUGUGUCUGCUGUCAGUUCAGCUACAACAGACAGCAGCAGUCAUUCUUCUCAGUCUCCUGUCCUGCCAACGGGUUCACUGCCCAACACACUUCCAUCUGGGAACAUCAGCGAUGGACUGAUUGCUUCCUCAGUACCUUCACCUGUCAUUCCUGAUGUUGGCACUGACCAGUGUUCCAGCAUUAGAAGUGGGGGAUCUUUCAUCCAGCCAGCAGACUUUGCUCCUGACUCAUCUCUGAGUGGGCCACAGACUUUUUUGCCAGUGUUUCAGACACCUUUGCCACUGCUUCAACCUGCAGCACAACAGCACCAGUCCCCGUUGCCAGCAGUGCCUCUGAAUACUAGCCUAAGCUCUCCACCAUCUGCUUUUGCAGCACCAGAAACCCAGAAGUUUGGCCUCUGUGAAUCUACAGUUAUCACUCACACAGCUUCUGCAACGCUGACGCACAAUGCCCCUGCCACCACCUUCAGCCAGAGCCAGAACCUUGUCCUGGCAACACAGCAGCCAGGAGCAGGAGUGCCUUGUAACCUGGCUUUCCAGACUACUGUCCUGCAGGGACAGCCCCGGCCCCAGCUGCAGUCCCAGCUGACAUUUGCACUCCCCAAAGCUGUUCCCCUGGCCAGUGCUGGGACAAGGCCCAAACAGUCACAAAAAAUAGCAUCUGCUCCAAAGCCUGAAACAGUGUCCUUAUUGUUAAAGAAUGCCUUCAUCACCCCAGCUGCCUUUCAGGGACAGUCCAGAGCUGUGAUUGUAACUCCCACACCUUUAAAAAGAGAGGGGAUUUUGACGCCUGCCAUGCCUCAGUCUAAUGUUAAAAUUGCACCAGCUGGAAUUGCCAGAGCUCCUGGCGUGACAGAGUUCCGUAGUAACAUUCUGGUUGGUCCAGCACAGCAGGCGCCAAGCAGCCAACAAAGCCAGUCCACGGUCUCACACCUCUUCUCCACUAAUGUAGUCCAGGAUGUGCUGGUGAAAGGAGAGCAAGUUCCUUCCCACAAUAGCAGUUCACAAGUUCCCUCACCUACACCUAGCCGAGACUGUCAGAAUUCUGGCCAGGCUUCUCCCUGCACCUCAGAGCAGAGCCCCAGUCCACAGUCUCCUCAGAACAGCUGCUCAGGAAAACUUGCCACUGAUUCUCAAAUGGCUGCACUUAAGACUCAAAGAAUGAAGCGUACUUCAUCAGAACAGAAACGAAGGUUUAAUAUCAGGAUUGGCUGCAGUAUCCUGAACAGCUUGGUUUCAGUGAACUCCAAGUUGAUCAGCCAUGCAAUCACUCUCCAGAAAACAGUAGAAUAUAUCGCUAAACUACAGCAGGAAAGAACACAGAUGCAAGAGGAAACCAGGCGCCUUCGGGAAGAAAUCGAGGAGCUAAACGCUGCCAUCAUUUCUUGCCAACAGCGGCUCCCUGCUACUGGUGUUCCAGUAACAUGGCAGAGGUUUGACCACAUAAGGAGUAUGUUUGAUGAGUACGUGAGAAAUAAUACCCUCCAGAACUGGAAGUUCUGGAUUUUCAGCAUUAUUAUUAAGCCAUUGUUUGAAUCCUUCAAUGGAAUGGUUUCGACAGCAAGCUUUAAAGAUCUGAAUCAAACUGCAAUAGCCUGGUUGGAUCAGCACUGUUCCCUCCCUGUUCUGAGGCCAAUGGUGUUGAGCAGCCUUCGGCAGCUAAGUGUAAGCACCUCAGUUCUGUCAGAUCCAUCACGGCUGCCAGAGCAAGCCACUGAGGCAGUCAGCAGGACAAAUGAAACAGCUGGUGAGACCUAACAACCAAAGACAAGGAGUUACUUGUACAAGGGGUGGAGAACAUGCCAGUCUAGCAGCCUGGUGAGUCUCCUUUCAGUUGGUGCACUUUAGGAAGAAUUCUCUCCAUCAUCAAGACGUUGUUUGGAGUAUCUGGCUCUGCCUUCAGAAUUUGUUGAAGUGUGAUGCAACGUUGUUUGUAACAUCUUGAUUCCUCUUCAGUGCUGUACUCUACUCCGUUAAGUGAGAACACCAAGCUCAGGUAAAUAUAGCAGGAUUCAAUCCUGCAGGCAGCAAUAUAUCUCCAUCAAUGCAGCAUGCAUCUGUAUGCAACGAACAUCUUUCUGGAAAACAGCUUCAAGUGCUAAGUUCUCUGAAGUGUAAAUCUUGUACAUCAAAGAAUGUUCCCUUGAAGGGGAAAAAUACUUUCAGUUUUGGUAAACAAAAUGUGCUUUUUAUUUUGUUUUCUGGUGUUCAGUUCCAUUUAUUCUACUUGAAUGGUAAAAUUAAACAAGAUCAUGUUAAAAACCAAAGGAGAAGAAAAAUCUGUCAGUGAUGUCAACUUGUGGAAAAUACUAGAAUUAAAAUCUCAGGCUGUGUUUUGUGUAUUUUAAUUUUGAUGAGUGUACCAUUACAUAUGAUCAGCUUCAAAACUUGCUUUAUUUUCUAGCAAAUAAAGUAGUUCAUUGUUAUUAUUUUUCCUGAUAUAGCCAUUGCAAUAAGGUAAUAGUGCAGUAAGUGCAAGAAAGCAGUUCUAGCUUGCAGAUUCUGCAGUCAGGAUAGACACGUGAAUUUCAUAUUCAUUUAAUCUGUAAACUGUUUUCUUGCACUCUGCAGAGUUCAUCUGCCUUCCUCAUAAAAUGUGCACAUAUAAAACACAUCCAUAGAUAAAUGUCAUAGUGCUUUAAAGACAAAACUUCAGUUCUGAGCAUUAAGAAGUUGGCAUUUGUUAUUUCAGAAACUGUAGCUUAACCAUACCAGCUUAUAGUCAGUUCUUAGUUUCUUUUGUCUUCUUCACCUGCUCUUUUUGCCUUCUAUUUAAAAAACCUGAAGGACUUAGCCAGGCUUGGUCUGAAUGGGACAGUUAUGUUCGAUAUAAAUCUUAAAACAUAUAAAGAUAUGUUUAAAAUUGGAAAUACUGUAUAGCAUUUUUCUGUUGCAGUCUCUGCAAGUACUGUCCUUUGCUGUAGAUAAGCUGAGUCUUGUUACAGUUGAGGAAGUCUGUCCAUCCUUAGACAACACUGGGGCAUUCAGACUGGCCAAUUGUUCAUGAUUUGGCCUGGAACAAUCCUGUGACCCACGUAUUUCCACUCCUUACUUGAUUCCAGUAUUUUGGAGCUAUGCAAAGUAUGGGAAGAGUUUUCCUGGUACCUCCUCCAAGUAGUUUUCUGCCAAUUUGAAAAAGAGGCUGUCUGGAGGUGAUGAGCAGGCUAUCACAGUGCAAACAUGAAGAGUAGCUACAAAAUUUGGAUAUUACACAUUCAGAAAUGGUGUCAGUAGUACUGUGUUGAGCCCGAUCCUUCCCACUUACUGGGACGAACCUUUAAAAAGCAGCAGCAGGUUUUGGGGAUCAGGACUAGGCAUAGAGAGUGCUGAGGUUUUUUCCUUCUUGUUCUGAGAUGUUGCAGCUAUUUGCUUUCAUUGCAGAGUUUUCUUACGUGUGAGCAGGACUGUAACAAGAAGAAUACAUCAAAAGUUAGCCCCAGGGUCUGUUCCCGGAGCAGAGGUACUGUGAGUUGUGGAGUGGGGGAGCUGAAAGGGACUUCCAGGGGUGGUGAUUUAAUAAAACAGUGUAUAAAGACUGUCAUAGCAAUUAGUGAAUAGUUUUUCUAGGGAGGGCCCAUAUGCAGGUUUUUCAUGCCUUUUUUUGUCAAAUAAGUAAUACUAUUUUGGGUGCAUCUGGAUAAAAUGUAUUGGAACUAGAUGAUCUUUAUAAGGUUCCUUCCAACACAAGCCAUUCAAUGAUUUUAUGAAUUAAUGUGAAGUAAUUUUUUAAUCAGUACUUUAAUUCUCAUAUUUUUAUCACUGUGAACUUGAUUCCAGUGAAGUCACUUAACGCUGUGAUGUGCUGGGGAGCGUCCCUCAAGUUCUUUGCUGGGCUAUCUCACUGAGAUGCCAAGAUAUCUACGCGCAUAUUUGCAUAUUAAAAACACCUCAUUAGACAAAUAGUCCAGGAAUAGAUCCACUUGUAUUUUUGCUGUACUUUUCAGAUGCGUGUGUUCUGAACGACUCCCUUGCACUAUUCUCCUGCUUGUCAGGCAGUGAUUGUGCCUGAUUUUUACCAUGUUUUUACCCACAUCUGCAGUUGUGGUUACAGCUGUAUCAAUGACAUCUCAACAAGCAAAGUGUGCAGUGCAGCCAUGCCUCAAAGCCCAGGCAAGUAUGAUGACUUCUAAGCUUAGAUCUUACUGGUUCGAAUCUCACUGAAUGAAUUGGAUGUCAAAAGGGACCUUAAAGGACUAGGAAGGGUGGGAAGUAUGAGUGAACUGCUGCAACUUUUACCCAUUAAUGGUUUUGAUGUGGAUGGAAAAAAAACAUCACAUUCAUUGUACUGUGAGUUGGUUACAACUGGAGGGGGAAGUGCUUAUUUUAAUAAUUUCUGGUGGAGAAAAAAGUUCAUGUCACUUUGAAAAGGCCACAAAUCUUAACAAAGUGUGAAGGGAGAAAACCAAGUCAGAGAUUGCUUACUUAGGCAAGAGUGUAGGAGGGAGGGAAGGAAUAGUGAAAAGAUAGUUUCCAUGUAGUGCAGUUACCAGAAAUGAUGUGGUGACUCUUUGAAGCAGUGAUUCAGUGUAUUUUCAUCACCCAGUUAUUGCAAAUCAGAUUUUUUUUUCUCUUACCCGUUAGCUUUGUGAGGGUUGUGAUUUCACUUCAUAUGGGGACACAGGAGGAUAAAGCUAUCGUAUAUCUUAUCUCUGCACAUUAGAAGUACUGAGGAUUGGUAUGAAAAGUAAUUGACUGUGUAUGUGUUAAUUCUUGCCUGGGUUCCUACUUUGCUAUAUAUUUAAGCUGCUUAAUCUUUCUGCCUUCUGAUUGAGGACUCUAAAUAAUAUAUUUCAGCUUUAACAAAAACAAAACAAAAAACAAAAAACCAGAACAACUCAGUACCACUUUCUUCUCUGACUUAAGCAUUCUAACUUCCUGUGGAUCACCAAAGUACAUUAAGCAAGCAAAACACACUGUGCCUAUAGUCUACACAGAGUUACAGAUGAUGCAUAUCUGUCUUCAGUUGCUUGGUUCUGGACUUACAGAGAAUUCCCAUAUGAGCAAAUAUGACUCAUGUUCAGUCAAAUCCAACGUAUUUUGCUCAACAAGGGCAUGACUAGAUGAAGUAUUUCUUGCCUGUGAUACAUGCAAGGUCAAAUUGAGGUUGUCUAGUGGUGCCUUCUGACCUUGAAUUAUAUUAAUUGGUACCUUGUAGAGGGUCCCCUCCCCACACACAAGUUCUAGGGAACUUGUUAUCUGAUAAACUUAGAAGGAAGUGUAUAAAUCUAUUAACAGGAGGAAUAAGCAGGAAAAGUCCAGGAGCAAACUAUAAUGAAGAAAUUAGUAGUAGAGAUGGAGACAAGUCCUUGCUUCAUCUGGACAGUCUGAUCUCUGCACAGAAACUGGGUUCUCAACUAAUACCAGUUGAUCCAGAUGCUGUGUUCUUCCAUGCUUUUCUAGACCACCAGGGAAGCCAUUCUUCAAGGCAGGCUUACUAGAAUGCUACCACCUGUGCCUUAUAUCUUGGGGUCCUGUAUUCAUCUGAUAUAAGUCUUACAUUCUUACCCCUGAUUUGAUGCUACGUGGAAAAUUUGGUGAAAUGGCAGAGCAAGGAUUUCCUUGGUUUUAAGAGAGUGUGUUGCCUGCGUGGCAUUUUGGAGGUUGUGUGCUGAAACUGAGGUUGUGAAAAAUCGUGCAUGGGUGUGCAUAUGUAUAUAUGUAUGGAAAAAAACCACCUUAUUCUUGCUGACUUCUCUAUCCUUCUGUACACAGGAACACACCCACCAAAAAGUUUGACAAAAACCCGGUAAAGAUAAAGACACUUAAAUCUCUAAAUCUGGAAUUGCUUGAACUGUCAAAGGGCAGUCAAAUUGUGCUUGAAAAUAGCAUCCCUUUACUUUGCAUCCUUGGGUUUUUUAUGUUCUUUCUUUGCGUGUGUAUGCUUGUGUUCUCAUGAUGGAGGUGAAAGCAGUGGUUGCAUUUUGUUUGCUUUUGAAGUCUUAGGACUGCUGAAGAUCAGUUAAGAGCACGAGAGGGAAUCUCACUGCGAAAACAUUCAGUAACAUUAUGCUUUUUUAUUCCAAGUUAUUUGGAAGCUGUUCUAUGUCCAGCGGAUAAUUUUUUCUUGAUGCUCCCAGCUAGAAGAUACUGCUAAAAUAGAGUUGAUAGUCAGCUACUUUGACCUUUUUCUUUCUUUUCUAUUUACUGUGUUCCUUUGCACCUUUGUUGCGAGGGAAAACACCCAAAAUCUGAAGGUUUAGGCGCUUUAGGGCCUACCAGUCUCAGAGUAAUGUGGACAGGUCUUGAUGACUUGGAGAUUUUUUGAUUAGGUAAGAUAACAGGAGUUUUCCUAUUUCUCUGAAAUGGAGGUAUAUAACUUGAAAGAGAUCAUUUACUUUUGAAGGCUUUCUUGUAUGGAACCCCAAUACGGUUCCCACAACAUCAGCAAAGGCCUCAGCUUUCCUUUGGUUUCACUCUUGGAUGGAUUUCACGCUUAUUUUCUGUGUUAGAGCAGAAGUGGUAGUACCAAAUUAUAGAUUGAUCUGUAAAACUUGAUUCAAUUGCAAGGAAAUGCACCCAGGUAUAUAAUAGAAAGGCUUUCUAGCCAUUGUCUGAUUUGCUUUUAUAUCUGAACAUUUCCAACAUGAAUAGAAUUUUGAAUCAAAAGAUAUCAGUUAGAAAUAAUCCUCUUAAUUAACAAUAUAAUGGACAAAUUGCUUAUUUUCUUCUAAUCUUGUAUUUAAAUGUAUUUAAGUGAAUGGAGUUCAUUCUUGCUGUUCAAAAAAAAAAAAGUUGGAGGUUUGAGGACUUCAGGUUGUACUUUUGCUUUGCCUAGGUUUCCUGUUCUGUUGCAUGACACAACGUCUGUUGUGCUGUUGAUAUGUAGCACUUUUCAGUAGGUCUGUUAUUGUGCAAUGCAUUUUUUAUAUUUACAACAAAAACAAUAAAGGUUAUUUUUUGGAAGAAA